AUGAGGGGCAAACCAAUAACUGAAACCGAAGGAAAGGGGAUCCUUCAGGAGUUAGCCCGCGCGGUGGAGGAAUCCCACGAUGAGCAUCCGUCGAUCCAAGAUCUUUUGGCAGAUCCUCAGCUGCUCGAUAAGUAUAUCCGCCAAGUUAAGAUAGACUGGCACACCAUCGCCGCGCGCCUCCGAAUGGACAAGGGGAAAGUCUACACCUGGUACUUUAACACAUGGUCAAAUAAAACUCUGGGACCGCGCAUGUCUGCCGAGGACAAGGAUAUUAUCAAGACUUCCAUCAGGAACGCCAUACAGAAUAACAUACCGAUAGAUAAAGAGUUCCGGAAGAGCAUCUACAAUAGGCUAAGCACAACCUACCACACGCUAGAGGUUUCCUGCCAUGUCACCAAUUAUCUCAACAGUAGAGAAGCCAAGUCCCUCAUGGAGGAAUGCAACUUUUACGUUGAAAAGUUGUCUAAGCACCGCGGGUCGUCGACAGCCAACUCGAUGACAGAUACCUCUCCUAAUCACUCGAGGACACCGGCCUCCUCUACAGCCUAUAGUGCUGUGCCGAGUGGCACCAUGUCUGACGCGUCGAGGUCAAAGAAGACAGACUAUGUGGGUUCCCCUUCGCUUCUUCACGGCCCAAAUAUCAGCGGACAGGGGAUCGUGCCUGGACCCUUGAACAUGGCGAUAGGCCCUUCGUCGACUUCCUUGCUGAACAUUGGCAACAUUGGCAAUCUUGGCAACCUUGGAAUCUCUCCCACACCAUUUCCAAACACUAUGCAACUGAUCCAGCCUGGUAUUCCGGCUCCCUUGAGUGUCGGUUUAGACAUGGCCGACCCUCUUCACCUCAAGCCUGAUGGUGACAAGUUUUCUCCGCACGACCCCACUCCCAUUGGCAUAGAUCACAAACAGUUUCUUUCCGACAAGGUUUCCUUGGGAUACUUUGCGCCCACAACUCUCACUGGCAGCGGUUGCGAUGCGGGGGUAGGGGACAGUGACGGAGACGGAGACGAAGAGAAGGAUGCUAACUAG
Giardia duodenalis is the source of this 1026-nucleotide messenger RNA. RefSeq lists its product as uncharacterized. Lineage: Eukaryota; Fornicata; Diplomonadida; Hexamitidae. The transcript has a single exon. The record is from RefSeq and is a predicted model, not a curated record. The coding region runs from base 1 to 1026 and encodes 341 amino acids.